Messenger RNA from Bradysia coprophila, 1379 nucleotides. RefSeq lists its product as uncharacterized. Lineage: Eukaryota; Metazoa; Arthropoda; Insecta; Diptera; Sciaridae. Gene Ontology annotation, molecular function: RNA polymerase II transcription regulatory region sequence-specific DNA binding; DNA-binding transcription factor activity, RNA polymerase II-specific. The record is from RefSeq and is a predicted model, not a curated record. Gene Ontology annotation, cellular component: nucleus. Gene Ontology annotation, biological process: regulation of transcription by RNA polymerase II.
AACUUUAUGUCAUAAUAUGUCAAAAUAUCAACGACAACAAACCGUCACAACAAACUGUAAUAAAAAUAAACAAAAUUUUCAUAAACUAAUUCAUUAAAUUUAUUGUGCGUGAAGCCCUCAUAUUCCAAAUGGUUCCUUCUUAUUGACAUCAGAUAUUGCUGCAGAAAUCGAACACUCUACCAAAGAGGAAGUGGACCAUCACAGUGAUUGUUCUGAGACGAUGGAUCUGAAUAUUGUUAUAAAGUCUGAGUUGGUCGAAGUGAUAGCUGUCCCCAUGGAACACAUAGACAUUAAGGCAGAGAUCAUAGACUACGAUGAAGUUAAUAUUAAACAAGAAGAAAUCGAGGCAGAAAUGGCACAUUAUCCCGAGAUUAACAUUAAACAAGAAGACCCAAUCGAUGCAGACUUUGGUUGUUCGGGUAGUAAGACUUUCAGCGAUACAGAAAUCAAGAUUGAAGAUAAGGAGGCUGUUGAACCAAUGCAAAGUUGGGCAGUGAAUACAGUGAAGAUGUCGUUCGAGUGUUAUAUUUGUAAACUGUCUGAACGCAGCGUUUAUAAUCUUCAUCUACAUAUGAAUAGACAUCAAAAUGUUCAAUCGUUCGAUCCCCGUGUAUGUACUAUAUGUUCGAAACGCUGCCAAUCGGUAUUCCACCUGAAACGGCACAUGGCCUACCAUUCCGAAGAUAAGAAUAUUAACUGCGAGAUAUGCUCGAAAAAGUUCAAAACAAAAGAUUGCCUCAAACAGCAUAUGCGAAUACAUGGCGACAAAAGAUUCUCAUGCACCAUAUGCUCGCAAAAAUUGAAAACGCGCAACGGCCUCAAGAUUCAUAUGAUGAAUCACAAAGGUGACAAGCCGUUCGAUUGCAAACUCUGUCCGUUUAAAUGUACCAACAGCGGACGAUUGCUGUAUCACAUACGUUCCUAUCAUACCGGCGAGAAGGCCUUUAGCUGUACAGUAUGUUCAAAGAGAUUCUCAACAAGUGGUAAUUUAGCAAUACAUCGACGCCUCCACACCGGCGAAAAACCGUACGUUUGCGAUAAGUGCUCCAAGGCGUUCAGCCAAAGGCCGGCGUUAAAACGACACAGACUUACGCAUGAAGAAUACAGACAGUGGUUUGAGUGCAGUGUCUGUUCGAAAAAAUUAGCAACGAGCAAGAGUCUACAGCUUCAUUUGGAAAUCCAUACUGGCGGAGAAAAGCGUUUCAAAUGCAAUUUAUGCUCAUAUGAAACACGACAUCGGUCGUGUUUACGGAGUCACAUGGACGCACACGAUCGCAAUGGUCCUUUGUGGUAUCAUAAGCCCAACGACAAACAUUAAAAAUUCACCAGAUUUAUUUCCAUUGUACAUAGCUAGUCAAUAAAAUCGACAUAUUAUUUCA